AUGGAUCCCAUACACCGGCCAAACUACCGGCCCUUAAUCCAGCGUCUCGCUCUCCCUUGGCUCCUCGUCGUCCCCGGUCUCCUCGCCGUCGUCACCAUCGCCAUACUGGUCAUCCACACUGACCUCAACAUCGUAGCCCUCUACUCACAAUGCCACGCACGGUCGCGGCUAUCGGGUCUCUCGCACAUCCCCGUCCUCGGCGCGCCGGCCUGCUUCCUCGUCAGCUUUUUUCAGUACGCCAACACCUCCGUGCGCGCUAUUGCUCGCAUGAGCGUUAUCUUGUCCUUCGUGGGCGCGCUGCUUACGAUAAGUCUCGUUGAGUCGGCGCGGAUAUGCAACAAAUCCAGCAGGGUCAUUUCGAAGCCUACCUUGCCGUGGCUUGUGAGUAAUCUGGUUGGGGGGGUGCUUGUUUGGGAUUUGGUCAUUGUAUCUUCGUACUUGAGCCAGGCGAAAAAUGUGCAGGCGGCGAGGGAGUCGGCCAGUGCUGAAGAUGCUAGGGAGGCGGAUCCGGAGAUCGAUAAGGGGGUACGGGGUCUUUCGAGUCAGGUUGAGGCAAUGGCCAUUCCGAUUGCUGUGGUGGUGGGGUUCAUCGUGCCAAGCGUUGUGAUGCUGGUCUUGACUCAUCCGAUCACUAUAGGGGUUUGGCUGUUCUUUCCUAUCUGGGUGUCGACGGUUCGAUAUGCCGUCAAGUUCGUCGCUAUGAAGGUAGUCACGGAUCCCGGGCCGUAUCACCUCGAGUCGCACCGAGUUCCGCUCGUCACCAUGUACGCUGUACCAGUCAUCUGCUCGGUACUUUCGCAUGGCUUCCUCAUCUGGAAUAUGUUUGCCUGGGAUGAUCGGAAAGAGAUGACCCGGGCUACCAUCAAGUUUAUCGAGAUAGAUGUUGCCAUCAUCGCAGUCACUAUCCUUUACUGGCUGCUGGUUGAGGCCGGGGUAGUUGCAUGUGUCACGAUGAUUGCGAUCUCUAUCCUUAUGGGCCCAGGGGCUGGACUAGCUGUGGCCUGGUUUCUACGGGAAAAGGCCUUCGACGUAUACUACCAGGGUACGCAAGGAUCAUCUGACAGAGAGGGAGAUGUUGAGGAUGAGAGCGAAGAGACCCCCCUACUUCGGUGA
This is a messenger RNA of Pseudomassariella vexata, 1113 nucleotides long. RefSeq lists its product as uncharacterized. The record is from RefSeq and is a predicted model, not a curated record. Lineage: Eukaryota; Fungi; Ascomycota; Sordariomycetes; Amphisphaeriales; Pseudomassariaceae. The transcript has a single exon. Bases 1 to 1113 code for a protein of 370 amino acids.